This is a messenger RNA of Akanthomyces muscarius, 414 nucleotides long. RefSeq lists its product as uncharacterized. NCBI's taxonomy places the organism in Eukaryota, Fungi, Ascomycota, Sordariomycetes, Hypocreales, Cordycipitaceae. Bases 1 to 414 code for a protein of 137 amino acids. The record is from RefSeq and is a predicted model, not a curated record. The transcript has a single exon.
AUGAAGUUCACCAUCACCGCCAUUACCGCCGCCCUGGCCUCCACCGUCAGUGCCAUGGACCUGUCCUCCCUCUCACAGAGGGCAGACGAAGCUGAAGACGGCAGCGUCUACGCCAAGGUUACCGCUAUCAACCACAACCUUUCCGGCAACACGACUCCCGACAAAGAGCUCGAGAUCCCCUUAGGCACCCUCUUCCACGUUGACGAUACGCCCAUCACCGAGCUCCAGCUGAAAGGGGCGGGUGCUACAGUCCCAGACCUGCCAGAGGUUAACGUGUCCAAGAUUACGUGUCAGCGGUACAACGACCAAUACGGCACGCGGGUCGGCAGCGCACCAUUCACCGCUGAAUCUCCAGCUUUGAUCAGCACCAAUGCAGUUGAAUUUGGGUGGGUGCUUUGUUAUAUUCAUGCGUAG